GUGGCAUCGCUAUUUAGGUUCCUUUCCUUGCUCUGUCUUACUACUUCACACUACCAAUUGCCUUUGCCAGAGUCUUUUGGUUCUGUGGAGGAGACUGCUUCUGCAACUCUACAACUACUGAGAAAACCGAGACAGAGAAAAGAGAGAUCGUCUAUCUAAUAUCAGAAGAAUGGCUCUCAAACUCAACCCCACCAUCGCUCAAUCUCCAAAGUUACCUGCUUUUGCUCUCCCACCAAUGGCCAGCCUCAGAUCUCCCAAGUUCUUCAUGGCCUCCACCCUCCGCUCUGGCUCCAAGGAAGUUGAUAAUAUCAAGAAGCCUUUCACGCCCCCUAGAGAGGUCCAUGUUCAAGUAACACAUUCCAUGCCACCUCAGAAGAUUGAGAUCUUUACGUCAAUGGAAGAUUGGGCUGAGGAAAACCUUUUGAUUCACUUGAAGCCAGUCGAGAAGUGUUGGCAACCUCAGGAUUUUCUCCCGGAACCUUCAUCUGAUGGAUUUCAUGAGCAGGUGAAGGAACUAAGGGAGAGGGCUAUGGAGCUUCCAGAUGAUUACUUUGUUGUUCUGGUUGGAGAUAUGAUCACAGAAGAAGCCCUCCCAACAUAUCAAACUAUGCUUAAUACCUUGGAUGGAGUUAGGGAUGAAACAGGUGCCAGCCCAACUUCUUGGGCAAUUUGGACUAGAGCAUGGACUGCUGAAGAGAACAGGCAUGGUGACCUCCUCAACAAGUAUCUUUACCUCAGUGGACGAGUCGACAUGAGGCAAAUUGAGAAGACCAUUCAGUAUUUGAUCGGUUCUGGAAUGGAUCCUCGGACAGAGAACAAUCCCUACCUUGGUUUCAUCUACACUUCAUUCCAAGAAAGAGCUACCUUUGUCUCCCAUGGCAACACUGCCAGGCUAGCAAAGGAGCAUGGGGACUUAAAGUUGGCACAAAUAUGUGGUACCAUAGCUGCAGAUGAGAAGCGCCAUGAGACAGCCUACACUAAGAUAGUUGAGAAGCUGUUUGAGAUUGAUCCUAAUGGAACUGUGUUAGCAUUUGCUGACAUGAUGAGGAAGAAGAUAGCCAUGCCAGCACACUUGAUGUAUGAUGGCCGAGACGACAAUCUUUUUGACAACUUUUCUGCAGUUGCACAGCGGCUUGGAGUGUACACGGCCAAGGAUUACGCGGACAUAUUGGAGUUCUUGGUGGGGAGGUGGAAGGUGGAGAAGCUAAGUGGACUUUCUGGGGAGGGGCUAAAAGCUCAGGAGUAUGUCUGUGGGUUACCACCAAGAAUCAGAAGGCUGGAGGAAAGAGCUCAAGGAAGGGUGAAACAAGCUAGGAGCCUACCGUUCAGUUGGAUAUAUGAUAGACAAGUGAGUCUCUAAGUUAACGGUAUGCUUGGUGCAAGUGAAGUGAGCUAUUACUAUUAGGUUCUUUUCUAUUGUAGAUAGAGCAGUUGGUAAUGUUCUUUUCUUUUCUUUUUGUUGUCCUCCUGAAUGAAUGAAAUGAAAUGAAAUGGGGUAAUCUUUGGACGAAUCUUUUCUAUUAAAUAAUUUUGUAAACUAAGAAAAUAAUAAUCCUUUUUGUUUUUUGGUGGCAA
This is a messenger RNA of Humulus lupulus (European hop), 1575 nucleotides long. Its product is annotated as stearoyl-[acyl-carrier-protein] 9-desaturase, chloroplastic. Gene Ontology annotation, molecular function: stearoyl-[ACP] desaturase activity; stearoyl-CoA 9-desaturase activity. Gene Ontology annotation, cellular component: chloroplast stroma. The transcript is spliced from 3 exons. The coding region runs from base 170 to 1360 and encodes 396 amino acids. NCBI's taxonomy places the organism in Eukaryota, Viridiplantae, Streptophyta, Magnoliopsida, Rosales, Cannabaceae. Gene Ontology annotation, biological process: fatty acid biosynthetic process; defense response. The record is from RefSeq and is a predicted model, not a curated record.